CGUGCGUGCGUGCGUGUGUAAUUCUGUUUACUGUGGAGCAGCGGAGCGCAUUACAGCAGCAUGAUGGAUUACUGAAAGGACUAAAACAGAAUCAUGCCUACUGUUCUUUGCUUUAAAAAGUGGCAACGUGUAGGAAUUUGCGCGAGCGUCGGUACUUAUCACACAUUGCAUGACUUUGGAGUUAUGGUCAUGCGUUGUGCGCUGUAUUGUCUGAGCUGAGACAGUACCGGUGUUGGGGUUGAAGUGUUUACCGCGGUUUUGUCAGUUGAACCCGUUUUCCGGUUGAAGGUGUGCUUGUGCGCAGCUCUUGUAUUUUCGGUUUUGCUCUGUGGCCACGCGCGCGGAUGAGUAGCAUCGCUAUCCGCGUGUCUCCAUGUCGCGUUUGGAGCUGCGCCUAAAGCGCACGGGAGCCGCUGGAAGUGCAUGGCUCAGAGCUGCUAGCGUUUCCACAGACUGAUGUCGGGAACUGGAUAUGUACACACAUCAGCACCUGCUUGGAGGAAGAAGACUUUGAAGAAGGUUGGAGAGGUGCUUCGUCUCAUCACCCCCCUGAGGCUUUUUCUGCAGGACAGAGCGGAUCUGCUUGGAUGAGACAUGACCCACUCCUGGCCUUCCCAGCAGCCCCCAGGAGGAGGGGGGACAGAACGAUUCCUGUAUUCGGAUUCAAAAGAAGGAAAACGCCACAACACUCAGCACAAACAAGUAAGGAACGAUGCCCCUAUAAGGAUGCCACGUGUGGCCCCUCACAAAUCCAUGCUUGCUGAUGACCUGAAGCUCAGUAGUGAUGAGGAUGACAGUGACAAGGGACCCCAUCAAAAUGCUUCCUGGUCUGAAAAUCACAACCUGUCAGGGCAGUACAUACACACACAUGGCAGGAGGGCAAGACAUUCCAGCUCAGGCUCCUCAGGAUCUGAUUCCUCCAGUGAGUCUGGGAGCAGUAGCCAGCGGUCACGCAGCCCAAGCCCAGAAGCACAGACUCAACCUGAGAUCCCUAGCCAGCCAUUGCCGCUUACCUUCAGCAAAGAGAAUCAGCAUCCAUCCUUGACACACUGGCAGCUGGACAAGUGGCUUGAGAAAGUUCAUAAAACCCGACCGUCAGAUCACGACCCAGGAGGAGGUCACAGCUCUAGUGCAGGCUUUGAUUCUGAUAGAGGACCAUCUCCAGGAAGAUAUUGGGAUAGAGACUCCGGCCUUGGAACAAGAGGGAGCUACAGUCCAAGCCAGAGCCCUGUUCCCAGCCCUAAGUUUGACUACAGCCCGAGGCAUAGUCACGGAUCUAGUCCGGGAUAUAGCCCUUGCCCAAGCCCAGGAAUUACCCCUGUGCCAAGUCCAGUUCCCAGUGUUUGUCCAAGCCCAGGUGCUAGCUUAAGAAUUAGUAGAAGUCCCAGUCCUUUACCCCCUCACCCUCCAAAAAGCCCUAGCCUCCCUUCUGCUCCUGCUUCUCCAAGAAUCACUUCUUAUACUCAGGUUCAACAGGAAAGCUCCAGACUUUCCACACAGGCUCCAUAUACCUCCAGUCCUGUGCGUCAACCUAAGGUUAGACCAUGGUUGCCACCAGACCAUAACACUCAACGUAUUAAUAAUUCUAGACAGAAAGAUUCUAGACAACCUGCCCUCCCACAGCAUCAUUCCAAACACAUCUCAAGUCACAAAGAGACUCCACACAGACCAAGAUCCCAAAGCAGUGAAUUGAGGUCAAAAUCCAGGUUUAGUCCUGCUCCACAUCAAUCCCAGUCUAGCUCCAGUUCCAACCUCAGCCCUAAAACAAAGGCCAGACACUUGUCUUCCACUGACCGUAGCACUGAACAUAGGCACAGACCCAGGGAUCAUAAGAGUAAAUUGAGCAUAAAUUCCAAAACAAAUCCCAGCCCCACACCCAAACUUAAGGCCACAGUUGAGACAAACAGUCACUCAGUACACAAUUCCAGCUCUAGGCCACCACCUCAGCCUGCCCCAGAAAUUUCAGCUAGGUCUCACUCAAAAACUAGCUUGAGAGUCAGCCCCAACAGAAAACCAAAAACACAAUCCAGGGAGGAAGCUGUGCCCAGCACUCAGAGUUUUAAGAAGGAACAAAAGCCAAGGGAACGAGAGCCAGAUUUACAUAGCCGGAGUAAGGCCCAAGGAAAAGGCCUGGUCCAUUCUACAGAAGUUCAAAGACACAGGAGACUGGCGGAGGAGCAGUUAGCAAGGCAGCACUGGGUCCAGAGUUCUGAGGAAGAGGGUGAGGAAGAGGACAGGAGAAAAGAGCAAGGAGAUAGAGAAAAGAAGAGGAGGAGGAGGAAGGAGCAUAAUGCUGAAUGGCAGGCGAUACAGCCCAAGCAGAGACCCCACACCAACAGUCAGCAUCAGCCCCGAACUGAAUGCAGUGCACCUGAGCGGGAGGACCAGAAAAGGAAGAAGAGGAGGAGAAGUAGUGAAGAGCAUUCCUCCAAUCCUGGAGUUAUAGACUCCAACCCAUCUCCUCCACUAUCUCCACCCUCUCCUACUCCCGCUGUCCGCCCUACACGCCGACCUUUUACUUCUUCUUCCUCUUCUUCCUCUUCUUCCUCCACAUCUUCCUCAGAUUCAGACUCUGAGCCCAGUCCACCCCCAAAUGUUGCUAAAGUCCCUGCGGACUCUACAUCCAGCCAGAGACCCGCACCAAAGGAGAGGCAUCAGGAACAAAGAAGAUCCUCUAAGUUGAGAGCAUCAAAUGAUGCUUCUCCGGAUGAAGGGCAGCAGCAUCCAGGCAAACACAAACUCUACACUCUGGUGCCAUUUGGCCGUACUGAGAAGUCCACAGCUGUCUCGCAUCGAGGACUGAGGAAUCUGGUUGUCAAGAUAGACCUUUCUCUUCUGGCAAGAGUCCCUAACACAAGUGAGGUCCCAAAUAAAGGAACUUCAUCUUUAUCAUCAUCCUCAUCAUCAGCUAAAGCUGUAGAAAAGACCUCCAUGAAGCAUCAGUACCACCAAGACACUGGAGAUUCCAAAAGCAAACGGAAGGCUGAGAAUGGAGAGGGUCAAAGGGAAAGUAAGAGAAGCCAUAUUCGCACUGAAAAGCUCCCAGUUUCCACACACUCACCUGAUACUGAAAAACAGGAGGUUCAUCCUGACAACAAACAGAAUGACCAUCAUGCGGAUUAUAUCUACACCAAGAGGCCACUGUCCCCACUCUCUCCUCUCUCCAAUCCUUCAAAGAUGCAGCAUUUUGACCAGCAACAUACGAACCAACCAAGAGACAGAGAGUCUAGUGUGAAAAAAACACAGAUACAGAAAACUCGGCCCAAGAUAGAAGCAGAAUCUGCUGGGGCGUCGGGAAACACUCAGCCUCCAUCUGGAACCUGGGUUGCAUCUGCAAAGGAACUGUCCUACAGAGGAACUGUGCCUUACAAUGAUGUCUCACACCAUGCAGAGUACUACAUGCAUGAGGCCAAGAGAUUGAAGCAUCGAGCUGAUGCUAUGGUGGAUAAAUUAGGGAAAGCUGUAAAUUAUGUUGAUGCUGCUUUGUCCUUCAUGGAGUGUGGCAAGGCCAUGGAGGAAGGCCCUUUGGAAGCUAAGUCUCCUUACGCAAUGUAUGCAGAAACGGUGGAACUCAUUAGAUAUGCCAUGAGGUUAAAAAGUCACACAAGCCCUGGAGCCAGGCAGGAGGACAAGCAGCUGGCUGUACUUUGUUUCCGUUGUCUUGCACUUCUAUACUGGCAAAUGUUCCGGUUAAAAAAAGACCAUGCCCUGAAAUACUCCAAAGCUCUGACGGACUACUUUAAGACUUUACCAAAAGUGCCUCAUCCACCAACUGCCUGGAAUGAUACCACCAAGGGAAAUGUGCCACCAAGUUGCAUAUCCCCUGUUGGUUUUACUGGGUUCCAGCCAGGCUCCCUUUUCAUUAACAUUCCCAAUCGUAUCCACCAGAUGGCAGCAAAUCACCUCAAUAUCACCAACAGUGUGCUUUACAGUUAUGAGUACUGGGAGGUAGCUGACACAUUGGCAAAGGAAAACAAAGAGUUUUUUAACUACCUGAACACACUGACUGGUCCCCUGACUCUACACAGCAGCAUGGCUCAUAUAGUCCAGUACACACGACAAGGACUACAAUGGAUACGGAUCAGUGCCAAUUUGUCCUAGCUUUCAGACUCAGCCAACAUAUUGAAGACUUUUCUGUAUUACACACUGAACCCACAUUCAAGACAGUUCAUUUACUUUUAAUUUAUUUUAAGAAGCUGUUUCUCUAAUUGGGCAAAAAUCCACUUUUACAGUACUGUAUAACAGGACCUGAGAAUCUCUUGUGGAAAAAUAAAAAAGUAAUAAUGGUCUUGCUAAGUUUCUUUCCACAAUUAAGAGAUGUAAGGAAAGCACUAGACUUAAAUAACAAUUUUGAAUGAAGUGGAGAAAGUGUCCUAUAAAAAAGUGUGAAUACCUGUAGCAAUGCCACACAGUGGUACUUAAAUACAAAGAGCGUUACUUUGCCAAAUGUGCCACAUUUUUAUAAAAUGUGGUGAAGAAACCUUUCCUUGUGUGUAAAACUAUUUGGAAUAAUGUGGCUUAAAAUAGUGAAGUGUUUUAUUUCAGUAGCUCUUGGCAUUUGCCAGCAUAUGUAUGUAAACAGAAUACUUUUUAAGUUAUCAUAUUUUUGUAUUUUAUAUGAGUUAAUUUUGAUGUUCUUAAAGCACUGUGAAUGUUUAAACAUUUUUAUAAAAAUGACUUUUAUAAAGACUUUU
Molecule: messenger RNA, 4694 nt
Organism: Clarias gariepinus (North African catfish)
Lineage: Eukaryota; Metazoa; Chordata; Actinopteri; Siluriformes; Clariidae
Gene: aff3
Product: AF4/FMR2 family, member 3
Exons: 20
Coding region: 595-4101 (1168 amino acids)
Biological process (GO): regulation of gene expression
Cellular component (GO): nucleus; super elongation complex
Source: RefSeq, a predicted model, not a curated record